ACUAAGCCUGUUGCCUGUCGGUAGUUGCGUCCCUGGCGACAAGUUAGCCUAGCCGGCUAGCAACUUCUACUGGAGAGUCUAGUCGAGCCGCUGCACGCAGUCACUGGGAAUGAACCACAAAAGUAAGAAGCGAAUCAAAGAGGCGAAGCGGAGUGCCAGACCCGAACUAAAGGAUUCGGCCGACUGGACUAAGCACAACUAUUUAGAGACUUUUGAUCUUUCGCUUCGGACAGUGAAGGAUAACGUGGAGCGGGUGGACACCCUGCGCCUGAGCCCAGAGGACUUUAUACAUCGCUUCGAGAAGCCCUACAAACCCGUAGUCCUUCUUAACUGCCAGGAUUCAUGGCCUGGGCGGGAGAAAUGGACCCUGGAGCGGCUGAAACGCAAGUAUCGCAACCAAAAGUUCAAGUGCGGCGAGGACAACGACGGAUACUCUGUGAAGAUGAAGAUGAAGUAUUAUGUUGAAUACAUGGAAAGCACCCAGGAUGACAGCCCGUUGUACAUCUUUGACAGCAGCUACGGCGAACACGCCAAACGCCGCAAGCUGCUCGAGGACUAUCAGGUUCCCGUCUUCUUUAGAGAUGACCUUUUUCAGUUUGCAGGGGAGAAGCGCCGACCACCUUACAGGUGGCUCGUCAUGGGCCCUGCUCGCUCUGGCACAGGCAUCCACAUUGACCCCCUUGGCACUAGUGCAUGGAAUGCGCUGGUACAGGGUCACAAGCGCUGGUGCCUGUUCCCCACCCACACACCACGGGAGCUCAUAAAGGUGAAGCGAGAUGAGGGCGGCAAUCAGCAGGAUGAAGCCAUCACCUGGUUCAGCAUCAUAUACCCACGCACUCAGCAGCCCUCCUGGCCUGCCGAAUUCAGACCACUGGAGAUUCUGCAACGGCCUGGAGAAACAGUCUUUGUUCCUGGUGGCUGGUGGCAUGUUGUCCUUAACCUGGAGACCACCAUCGCGGUCACCCAGAACUUUGCAAGUACCACUAACUUUCCGAUCGUCUGGCACAAGACUGUUCGUGGGCGGCCAAAGCUCUCCAGGAAGUGGUACAGAAUUUUAAAGCAGGAAAGGCCGGAUUUAGCUGCUCUGGCAGACAAAGUGGACCUGCAGGAGUCCACAGGCAUCGCCUCGGACAGCUCUAGUGACUCUUCUUCCUCCUCCUCUUCCAGCUCUUCUGAUUCUGAUUCAGAGGCUGACUCAGGUUCUGAGGGGGAUGCCAUGACCCACCGCAGAAAGAAGAGAAAAACCUGUGGCAUGAUGGAAAAUGGUGAUUUUAGCAGCCACGACGACUGUGUGAGCAAAGAGCGUAGCUCAUCACGGUGACAUCCUACCCCCUUUUAAUGCUCCAUUUGCCAGGAGAGUUUUCCAGGACACAAACCUCCAGCCCUCUGAGACAGAAAUAAGGAAUAUACACAGAUUUACUUUGAAACUGCUCUGUGUGCCCAUGGUCUUUGGCUCUACAGUGCAUGCCCUCCCCUGCUCGUAUGUGAUACAUAAUGAUCUGAACAGCUUUGGUGAUGUAUUGCAGGCUAGGUGGUGGAAGGUGUAGUGUGUUCAUUUGCCACACUCCUCUCAUUAACUGGAAACGUUGGGAUGAGUUUCCUGAGGGUCACGUUGCUGCUUUUAGCCUUUUGCUCCUGUUUUUUGAUGACAUUGUUCUGUCAUUGUUCCAUUUUAUUGUUUCUAUUUGAAGGGUGCCGGUUUAAAAGUCCUGAUGUGAAUACGGUUCGUACGGAUUGAUUCAGUGCAGUUAAUUAAACAGUGCACAAUAGCUGCAUAUUUAUAUGAACACGACUUUUAAGAUGACCUUAAAACUGUUAAUGUCCAAACAUAUUUAAAUAAUCAUUUUAAAACCGACAUAAUGAAAUCUGAUUCCAAAUUAUUCAAGUGCACAAAUGUAGAGACGUCAAUAUUGGUGUUUAAUUUAAAAAGUAUUAAACAUUUAAAGCUCUUAAUUACUGUUUGCAAUACACAUUUUAAUGAUUUUGAUCUAAAUACAUUCCCCUAAAUUGAGAUCACUUGUAAAUAUCAGAAUUCAGUCUGACUUUAGUGUCAGUUUGUCAGCUAAGGAGGUUUGUGUUAAAAAUUAAAUUAAAUGGUUAAGUUAUUGGACUAGCAGUUGGUUCAAGUGCCACCACUGCUAGGCUUUUACUAUUGGGUCUUUGAGCACAGCUUUAAAUGCCUAAUUGCUGGGAUUGUAUACAGUCACAGUUGUAAGAAGCUUUGGAUAAAAAACAUCUGUUAAAUGCUGUAAUUGUAAAUGUAGGACACUACCCACUUAAACUGUAGACAUUAAGCUCUGCCUUUAGGAAACAUAGCUUUGCAUAUAAGUUUCAAACUGAGUUUGGUCCUGCAGUAAUACAGUGUUUUCAAUUUCCUUUCCAGUUUAUUUAAACCUUGGUAGAGAGGAUAAAGACUAGAGAUGAUACAGACAUGUCUAAGCAUAGACAUUUUCAUCUGUUUAAAGGUUUUAAUGAAUACCAUCAACACUAGGUGGCAGCACUGCAUGUUUAAGUGAAAAUCAGUGCUUUUAAAAACAGAAGAGCAUCUUUCUGUAACAGAGCAGUAUUUACAGUGUGUUAUCCUCCUAAUGUGAAUGAGUGUAAUAAAAAACAAAUCAAUAAAUGGACUGCUAAAGGUCACAAUUAGUACAUUUACUGUUGGGCCAAGUUUACAAUAAUCAGUUUUUUAUUGCAGAAUCUGAUUUGGUUAUUUUGAUUUUAAAUCUGGUUAUGUUUGUCUUCCCUGAAUCAGCCUUUUUUAAUCAGGACAUUUCUGAUUCAUGGUUCUGAUGAUGCUCCAGCUAGAAGACAUAAUCUCUACAAUGUGAUUAUUUAUUUACGGGUUUUUUGUAACUUCUCAAUAUAUAUUUGAAGGUUAAAAAACCUUCAAAAAUAUUUUUUUUCAGUGUCUUGAAGUUCAUUCUUUCAGGUCCUAAAGUGGCUCUAAUUCAUGCUGCUGUUUUUAAAGUGAAGUGUUAAUCGAAGCAUCUCGUCAUGUUCCUUGUUCAGCAUUGUUUCAGUCCCUGGGCUUACACACACAAUGCACUUAUUCCACUGGGCUUUAGGUGCAAUGACACCUUGGUGAUGUUUGGAUUAAAGCAAACUGUUUUUGUAUGGAUUUAAUAAAGCAUAAAUCUUUUCAUUA
Trichomycterus rosablanca is the source of this 3145-nucleotide messenger RNA. RefSeq names its product jumonji domain containing 6, arginine demethylase and lysine hydroxylase (gene jmjd6). Lineage: Eukaryota; Metazoa; Chordata; Actinopteri; Siluriformes; Trichomycteridae. Gene Ontology annotation, biological process: phagocytosis. The transcript is spliced from 6 exons. Bases 110 to 1321 code for a protein of 403 amino acids. The record is from RefSeq and is a predicted model, not a curated record. Gene Ontology annotation, cellular component: cytoplasm; nucleus. Gene Ontology annotation, molecular function: P-TEFb complex binding; histone H4R3 demethylase activity.